AUGGGAGAAGUUUGGCUAAUUGCUACGACGCAAGACGAGUAUACCAAGGACAAGCUGCAACGGAAACGGGAGCCCGCGUUGAAACUACGGCCCGAGCGCGAGCAACUUUUCAAAGACCUUUCGUUUUUCUUCAUUCUAGACAACGACAUUGCGCCCGCGCGACGGCUGAGGUUCACAAAGGCCAGAGAGUUUGGUGCCACUUGGACGAGGCACCCGGGCAGCGCAACUCACAUCAUUGUGGAGAAGAAUAUUGCCGUCAAGGACGUCGACGGCGUUCUAAGAAGUGCCGCCAGAGAGUUUGAUGCCACUUGGACGAGGAACCCGGGUAGCGCAACUCACAUUAUCGUGGAGGAGAAUAUUGCCUUUCAAGACGUCGAGGGCGUUUGAAGUACUGGCAGAGAUCUGCCACCUAAGCUAGUUAAU
Ilyonectria robusta is the source of this 423-nucleotide messenger RNA. RefSeq lists its product as uncharacterized. The coding region runs from base 1 to 387 and encodes 128 amino acids. NCBI's taxonomy places the organism in Eukaryota, Fungi, Ascomycota, Sordariomycetes, Hypocreales, Nectriaceae. The record is from RefSeq and is a predicted model, not a curated record. The transcript is spliced from 2 exons.